Vespula pensylvanica (western yellowjacket) is the source of this 1832-nucleotide messenger RNA. RefSeq lists its product as uncharacterized. The coding region runs from base 219 to 830 and encodes 203 amino acids. Lineage: Eukaryota; Metazoa; Arthropoda; Insecta; Hymenoptera; Vespidae. The record is from RefSeq and is a predicted model, not a curated record. The transcript has 4 exons.
GCCGUCGCGCCUCGGCAUCCCGUGUGAGUCUCGACCCGUCUCGCCACCUGGAUUUCAAGUAUACCAUCGUUGUCGGCGAUCUCGGAUGAGGAAAAGAGAUACAGUGAGUACCAUACGUGUCAAUAGUCUUCCGUUCUACUUGAAAAUCAUCUUUUCCACUAAAGAAGCGGACAAGAAAAUCGAUCAAGCUGGCGCCAUUCAAGCUUCGUUUCUCAAAGAUGUCCAAGUCGCGAAGCGGCGGCAGCAAGGGUAGCCGCAGUAACAGCACAGAAUCGGAAGAUCCUUGCCAACAGCAUUCGAUUAAUUCACCACACUUGCCGACAUCGGAUACACUCGGAACGAACGGCAACAGUUUGGUCGUCAGAAACGAAUCGACGGUGCCCAGUUCGCCUCCGCCUUCUUAUCAGCACGUUCUCGAAGAGACGAGAAUGGAGCAAUCGGCUGAUAACGAGGGAGAAGAGGAAAUGGACGAGGUAGAAGAGUAUACAGAAAAACAACGACAAGCUUUGAAGAGGAACAAAACUGGUGUUAGCGGUGAAGGAGGUGGUGGUGGUGGUAGUGGUUGCGGUCCAGGAGGUGGAGGUAGACAGCCUGUCAAAGGGACAGAAAUUCUUCACAAAUCGAGCAAAGAGUUUUAUAGAGCGGUUGCCAAACAAUGGGGAAUUACUUGUAAAAUGAGCGAUCAUUGCAGAUGUCUUGAUUGUCAGAGCCAUUACUUCGACUGCGAAUAUGAAAAGGAUGAGCAAGAGAAAACCGACGGUGGACUUGGCGCCGGCACGCCGAUGUUCAUUUCCGGAGUGAUGCACGGCACGAGCUGUGCUCUCCUAUAAGAAGAACAAAUUUUCACAAACCGACAGAAUCAUUUUUGCUUUAUCGAAGCCGAAUUUAUCCGUGUUUGCGCACAAAAAAAAAAGAAAGAAAGAAAGUUUAAGCAGUUUCUCGGAAUGGGUUGAAUCACGGAAAGAGUACGAAGAUGUUUACGAAGAUUGAUUGUUAAGAGGGACAAAGACGUUGAGACGGAUAAGAAAAAGAGAAAGAAGAGUAGGAAGUGCACUCAAUGACGCAAUAAAAAUCCGACUACGGGGAGUAAUUUCCGUUUAGCAGGUAUCCGGAGGUAGAGUCAAAUUAAUACAGAAAUAUCGAAUCUUUAGAUUUAUCUUCUGUACACUCGCGAAAUCUGUAAUUUUCGAUUUCUUUCUCUCUUUCUCUCUCUAGUUAUCUCUCUCUCGCUCUCUCUCUCUCCCUCUUUCUUUCUCUUUAUCUGUCUAUCUAUCUAUCUUCCUUCUCGAUCAAGAAAAAAGAUUCCCCAUGAUAACAAUUACGUAUGUACUUAUGUACAUUCGCGAUUUUUCACCGACAACUUUUAUGCGAGUUGAUGAUCCGUAGACGAAGAAUAACACUUGUCAAUUUUUUGCUCGUGGUCUGAUUCAUAGAUUAUCCUCAAGGAUAAACACGAAGAACGCGGCAACGUGCAAUUUGUAUAUUUCAUGAGAACGUAACUAAAAUCCAAUAACCCGAGUUAAUUUUAAUAAAAUCUAAUCACGGGUUACGUAGAAUUCAUUCGUUCGUGAAUUUCCAUUUUGAUUGUGAGCUUGUGUCCCUCUCAAGGACCUCGUGCAACCUACAUCAAGUCUACCAAUUCCUUUUUCUUUGAGAUAUUAAUCACACCGACUGGUUUUUUUUAUAGUACUCGAUACGAGAAAACAGUUUUACGAGAAUCCAUAAAUAAACGGGCCUACGUUCUUUCGACGACAUAGAAGUUUAUCUUUUUUCACUAAAGUUAAGAUUCAUGAACGGACGCUCUAGUUUUCUGUGGGAUAUUAGAACAGCAA